AUGAAACGUAAACUCGACAACAACGAUGCUCCGACCGUCGAGGUACGCGGAAGCCCAGAGGCUGGCGACUCUGGGUCAUCCUUUGAUACUUUCGGCCUCGAUGCUCGACUGAUGCAAGCCGUCGCCAAAUCCCAAUUCUCGACGCCGACGCCUGUUCAAGCUAAAGUAAUUCCUCUUGCCCUCGAAGGCAAAGAUAUACUGGCCAAAUCCAAGACUGGUUCCGGUAAAACGGCUGCCUACGUCCUCCCAGUCCUCCAAACCCUCCUUCGGCGCAAGAGAACCGCACCCCAAAAGACUAUUUCUACCCUCGUUCUAGUCCCAACAAGAGAACUCGCAGACCAGGUCCACAGGACUUUCAGCACGUUUUCGGCCUUUUGUGCAAAAGAGAUCAAGUCUUUGAACUUGACACAGCGAGUCUCCGAUGCUGUCCUUCACGCAGUCCUGCAGGAUUCUCCAGACAUCAUUGUCUCCACGCCGAGCAGGGUCAUGCAGUGCUUGAACGCAGGCCAGUUGUCACUGGACAACAUCAGCCAACUCGUCAUCGAUGAGGCAGAUAUUGUACUUUCCUACGGUUACGAAGACGACAUGGCUGCCAUCUCUGCGGCGAUACCUCGUGACGUACAGACGUUCCUUAUCAGCGCAACACUAACGCCCGAAGUUGACGAGCUCAAGUCCAUGUUCUGUCGCGACGCCGUUGUGGUCAAGAUUGACGAAAAGGAAGAAAAGGGGGAAGGAGUGACACAAUACGUAGUGCGGUGCGGCGAGGACGAGAAAUUCCUACUCAUAUUUGUCGUUUUCAAGCUCCGCUUGGUUCAGGGGAAGAGUCUCAUCUUUGUCGCCGACGUGGACAGGGCUUACAGGCUGAAGCUCUACCUUGAGCAAUUCGGGAUCAAAUCAUGUGUUCUCAACGCCGAAUUGCCCGUCAACUCUCGACUCCAUGUGGUUCAAGAGUUCAAUAAAGGACUAUACGAUAUCCUCAUUGCAGCAGACGACCAAGAAGUUCUCGGAGGUGUCGUCAAAGGACGACGUUCCAGCAAUUCAGAAGAAGGCCAGGAGAAUGAAAUCAGCGAUGAAGAAGACGAUGACGAGAACGACGAGGUCAACAUCGAAGGCGAAGGCGAAGACAAACCAACUUCUUCCCGACCGACCAAGAAAGUCAAAGUGUCAAAUUCUCAAAAAGACUACGGCGUUUCACGAGGUAUCGACUUCCAAAACGUCGCGUGCGUCAUCAACUUUGACCUCCCGCGCACCUCCAAGUCCUACACGCACCGCAUCGGCCGAACCGCGCGCGCCGGCAAAGCAGGCAUGGCUCUCUCCUUCGCCGUCCCCUCCGACCUAUACGGAAAACACAAGUCCACGAGCAUCCCAUCCGCGAAGCACGACGAACGAGUGCUCGCGAAGAUUACGGCGCGCCAAGCGAAAAAGGGCAACGCCGUGCAGCCGUACAACUUCGACAUGGCCCAGGUCGACGCGUUUCGGUACCGCAUGAAUGAUGCCCUACGCGCCGUCACCCGCGCUGCCGUCCACGAGGCCCGCGCGCGCGAGAUCAAGCAGGAGCUGAUCAAGAGCGAGAAACUCCGCAAGCAUUUCGAAGAGAACCCUGACGACCUCCGUCACCUGCGACACGACGGCGAACACGGCGCCGUGGUCCGCCAGCAGUCCCACCUCAAGCAUGUCCCGGAUUACCUCAUGCCUGCGCAGGGCCGCAAGGGCCUGAGUGCCGACGACGUCGGGUUCGUCGGGUUGAACAAGCACAACAAGCACGACGCUAACAGCCGGAACAAGAGAGGCGGCAAGAGCAAGACUCGAAGAGGUGUGCGCGGCGGGAGGAAUAAGAACUCAAAGCACGAUCCUUUGAAGUCGUUUAGUUCGAAAAAGAAGCAUUGA
Exophiala spinifera is the source of this 1887-nucleotide messenger RNA. RefSeq lists its product as uncharacterized. The transcript has a single exon. The record is from RefSeq and is a predicted model, not a curated record. NCBI's taxonomy places the organism in Eukaryota, Fungi, Ascomycota, Eurotiomycetes, Chaetothyriales, Herpotrichiellaceae. Gene Ontology annotation, cellular component: nucleolus. Gene Ontology annotation, molecular function: ATP binding; RNA helicase activity; nucleic acid binding. The coding region runs from base 1 to 1887 and encodes 628 amino acids.